CGCGUCUCUCGUCACAGUCCCUACAUCGUCGCGUCGCGUUCACCCUCGUUGCCCCUUACUGAUUAAGGAUCAACAUGGCGACCAUUUCUGGGACAGUAUCUGUCUCAACCAAAGAAAACAUUCCACUAACGCGCGAAGAGAAGAAAGUAGCAGGAGACUCCUUCCAAGGCUCACAGCCUACGAACCAGCCUUCCUUCGCGGAUGUGCUUGAACGCCUCAAGGAAGAUGCCGGUGAAGCUAAGGACGUCGAAGGCGGUGCCGACUGCUGGCCUCGCCCCAAGAUUGGUCAUAUCAAUGAGCAAAGGGAUGCUAUUAUAUUCCAACAAAUCGAUGUCGAGGACUGUUACGAUGGAGGAGGGGUGGGAUUCCGGAUCUUUGGUGUCACAGAGGCGGGCCACAGUGUGAUGGCGUACAUCACCGACUUCUUCCCUUACUUCUACGUUGCGGCACCGCGUGGAUUCACAGAAAGUGAUACGUGGGCCUUUGCAGAGUACCUGAACAAUGCUGGCAACGGCGGAGUCAAGGGUUGUGAGCUCAUCAAGAGGCGAAGCCUUUGGGGGUACAGGGGCGAUGACUGGAUCAUAUUUAUCAAGAUCACCUUUUUGAACCGCGCAGCUUGCCAAGAAUUCGAGAUGAGCGAAUGUAGCUUCCGCGACCUCUUCAAGGACCAAGUCGCCACGUUUGAGAGCAACAUUCAAUUCACCCUGAGGUUUAUGAUCGACGCCAAGUUGGUCGGCAUGAAUUGGAUUGAGGUUCCUGCUGGUUCCUAUAAAUUGAUGCCCGAGAACAAGAAGAAGUCACAUUGUCAGAUAGAACUCACUGUUCGGUGGGACCGGUUCAUAUCGCAUACGCCAGAGGGGCAGUGGUCGAAGAUUGCACCACUGCGUAUACUGAGCUUCGAUAUAGAGUGUGCCGGUCGGAAAGGUAUUUUCCCUGAGGCGAACAUCGAUCCUGUCAUCCAGAUCGCGAGUAUGGUCACUCGCCAAGGCGAGAGCAAGCCCUUCAUUCGCAAUGUGUUCACCCUCAACACUUGCGCGCACAUCGUGGGCUCGCAGGUCCUCAGUUUCGAUGACGAGGCCGAGCUUCUCAAUGCAUGGCAGCAAUUUGUGGAGGAGGUCGACCCGGACGUUGUUAUCGGGUACAACAUCGCCAACUUCGAUUUGCCGUACCUGCUUGACCGUGCCAAGACCAUCAAGGCGGACAAGUUCGCUUACCUGGGCCGUAUGAAAAAUGCCAAGGCCCAGACGAAGGAGACGCAUUUCUCGUCGAAGGCGUUCGGCCAGCGUGACUCGAAGGACACUGCGCUUGACGGCCGGCUCCAGGUCGAUGUCCUGCAGUACAUGCAACGUGAGCACAAGUUGCGUAGCUAUACGCUGAAUUCCGUCUGUGCGCAAUUCCUGGGGGAACAGAAGGAGGAUGUGCAUCACUCAGUCAUUACGGAAUUGCAAAACGGGACCUCAGAGUCGAGGAGAAGGCUGGCGGUCUACUGUUUGAAAGACGCGUAUCUGCCCCAGCGACUGGUGGAUAAGCUCAUGUGCUUCAUCAACUACACUGAGAUGGCCCGUGUAACCGGCGUCCCGUUCAACUACUUGCUCUCCCGUGGACAAUCGAUCAAGGUGCUGUCCCAGCUUUACCGAAAGGCCAACGAUGAUGGUUAUAUCAUCCCAUCGUUGAAAGGAGAGGGUUCGGAUGAGCAAUAUGAGGGCGCCACCGUUAUUGAGCCCAAGAAAGGUUACUACGAUGUGCCUAUCGCAACGCUAGAUUUCAGUUCUCUGUACCCAUCAAUCAUGAUGGCGCACAAUCUCUGCUACACGACACUCAUUGACAAGAAGACCAUCGACCGCCUUGAUCUUGCCAAGGAUGUAGACUACAUCCAGACACCGAACAAUGAUUUCUUCGUCACGUCCACUAAGCGGAAAGGCCUCCUUCCCACUAUUCUGGAGGACCUCAUCGGGGCACGUAAACGGGCCAAGGCCGAUCUGAAGAAGGAGACGGAUCCAUUCAAGCGUGCUGUGCUGGACGGUCGUCAACUUGCCUUGAAGAUCAGUGCCAACUCCGUGUAUGGUUUCACGGGCGCAACUAUCGGCAAAUUGCCUUGUCUACCUAUAUCUUCUAGCGUCACUGCGUAUGGCCGACAGAUGAUUGAGAAGACCAAGCAGGAAGUGGAGGCCGAAUACUGCAUUGCCAACGGCCACACGCACGAUGCCGAGGUCAUCUAUGGUGAUACUGAUUCGGUCAUGGUGAAAUUCGGACCGACAGACCUACCCUCUGUCAUGGCUCUAGGAAGCCAGGCCGCGGACUAUGUCACGGCGAAAUUCAUCAAGCCGAUUAAGCUAGAGUUCGAGAAGGUCUACUUCCCGUAUCUGCUCAUCAGCAAGAAGCGCUAUGCGGGUUUGUACUGGACAAGGCCGGAGAAGUACGACAAGAUGGACACGAAGGGUAUCGAGACUGUCAGACGAGACAACUGUCGACUCGUGUCUACCGUCAUUGAGACGUGUCUUCACAAAAUGCUCAUCGACAGAGAUGUCAAAGGGGCAGAAGACUAUACCAAACAGAUCAUCUCAGAUCUCUUGCAGAACAAAGUCGACAUGUCGCAGCUUGUGAUCACGAAGGCCCUCGCAAAAGCUGACUAUGCCGGCAAGCAAGCGCACGUAGAAUUGGCGGAGCGGAUGAAACAGCGUGAUGCAGGUUCCGCACCUGCUCUUGGUGACCGUGUAGCAUAUGUCAUCAUCAAAGGCGUGAAGGGCGCUGCCGCGUACGAGAAGUCCGAGGAUCCUAUCUACGUCCUCGAGAACAACAUACCGAUAGACACGAAGUACUAUCUCGAGAACCAGCUCUCCAAUCCUCUCAUGAGGAUUUUUGAGCCUAUCCUCGGCGAGAAGGCUUCAUCCCUAUUGUCUGGUGAUCACACGAGGACAAUCCAGAUAGCCACGCCCAGCGUCGGCGGUUUGAUGAAGUUCGCAGUGAAAACUGCGACCUGCAUGGGCUGUAAGACACCUCUGCGGCCUAACAACAGUAUGAAGAAUGGUGCCGUGUGCAACAACUGCCGACCAAGAUUGGGUGAUCUCUUCCAGAAGCAGGUGACCGCAACUUCUGAGAUGCAAGUACGCUUCUCCCGUCUGUGGACACAAUGUCAACGGUGCCAGGGCUCCCUGCAUAUGGAUGUUCUGUGCAGUAGCAGGGAUUGUCCCAUCUUCUACAUGAGGAAGAAGGCGCAGAAAGAUGUCGAGGAUGCUAAUACCCAGCUCGAACGCUUUGACCAGGAACUCUGGUAGGCGGCGAGUCUGUAUCCGGAAUCAUGCGUUGUAUCUUUAUUGUCGCGAGCAUGGGACUUAUGUUUACCUCAGCACUUGCAUAAUGUGUAUUCUAGCGUAUGUUGAAUCCGCUGCUGUAGCUCACAUGGACG
Molecule: messenger RNA, 3406 nt
Organism: Fomitopsis serialis
Lineage: Eukaryota; Fungi; Basidiomycota; Agaricomycetes; Polyporales; Fomitopsidaceae
Product: DNA polymerase family B-domain-containing protein
Exons: 24
Coding region: 75-3275 (1066 amino acids)
Biological process (GO): nucleotide-excision repair, DNA gap filling; base-excision repair, gap-filling; DNA-templated DNA replication
Cellular component (GO): delta DNA polymerase complex
Molecular function (GO): 3'-5'-DNA exonuclease activity; nucleotide binding; DNA binding
Source: RefSeq, a predicted model, not a curated record